UGUAAAAUGUGUCAAAGUUAGUCUCUGUUCUGAUCAAAGGUUCUGCUACUCUGUGUAAAAUCAAGAAAUAAGAAAUUCUAAAAUCAAUUUCGUAAUUAAAGAUGAUUGGCUCAUCCCUUGUGGCUGGUUUGCGGGCGGCACGUACCCCUGUGGUGUUCACAAGGAACCUGGCGGCCGCUCCGAAGGCUGUAGACCCCAUCCAGCAACUUUUCUUGGACAAAAUCAGAGAGUACAAACAGAAGAGCUCAGGCGGCAAACUGGUCGAUCCAAGCCCUUCCAUCCAGAAGGAGCUGCAAACGGAACUGGAGAAGUUGGAGAAACAAUACGGUGGUGGUCCCGGAGUGGACAUGACUGCAUUCCCCUCAUUCAAAUUCGAUGAACCCAAAUUAGACCCCAUCAACGAGCAGGCACCCACAAACUGAAGAGUUAUAUUAGAAACAUAGUUAAUUUGUACAGUUACGUAAAAUAUGUCUAAUACUCGCAACCAUGUUCAGUGAUAUUGGUGAAUAAAUUGUUGUAUUGGGCA
This is a messenger RNA of Achroia grisella, 526 nucleotides long. It is a transcript of the gene ATPsynCF6, whose product is annotated as ATP synthase-coupling factor 6, mitochondrial. Bases 102 to 422 code for a protein of 106 amino acids. The transcript is spliced from 3 exons. The record is from RefSeq and is a predicted model, not a curated record. Gene Ontology annotation, biological process: proton motive force-driven ATP synthesis. Gene Ontology annotation, molecular function: proton transmembrane transporter activity. Lineage: Eukaryota; Metazoa; Arthropoda; Insecta; Lepidoptera; Pyralidae.